This is a messenger RNA of Trichoderma atroviride IMI 206040, 3267 nucleotides long. RefSeq lists its product as uncharacterized. NCBI's taxonomy places the organism in Eukaryota, Fungi, Ascomycota, Sordariomycetes, Hypocreales, Hypocreaceae. The record is from RefSeq and is a predicted model, not a curated record.
AUGGAGUCCAUCUUGCCGAUGGGUGGUUUUCAGCUGCCCUUCCAGCGCCGCCUGAGUCGUCUUUACAACGACACCAAAAAGUCCAGCGAUUUUGUCAAGGAACCUGCUCAACAUGAAGAUGACCCCGAGAUCAAGGCGCUAUAUCGCAAAUUGCGCAUCCAAAAGGAUCGCUUUGUCAGCUGGGGACUGGAAUGGUCUGAUCCAAACCAGUCUGCUGAAAUCGAUGAGUCUCUUUCCAAGGCCGGCCUGAGCGAGGUCGUCGGCAGCAUCAUGUCCACCAUCAAGGAUAUCCUCGCCGAAGCAGAGCCUCUAUGGUUGAGUUAUAAGCGAGUCGUUGAGGGAGUUCGGCCAUCACCUGAUCGUAAAGCACCGCUUGUCCAAUGGGAUAAAGGGCGAUUUGAGGGUCUAAUUCAUGACCUCACUGCCUCCAUCGAUACCCUCUACGACUUAUCGCGUAUGCGCUCAUCUGAUACUCUGAACUCGCCGGUAACAAAGUCGACGUCCAAGGCCUCUGCUUCAGAAGGGGAUUUUCGACCAUUUGAAUCAACGCGGAUGCAGACUCCUCAGCAGAUUGACCCCAAGAGCUUGACACACUUGCAACCUUUGCAAGAUGGGUUGAGCACAGUAUCAGCAUCUCGGCGACAUGUUGUCUACAUGAGCAAGACAGCUUACUCUGAACUCACAACCCAGGGUGCUACUAGACAACCUUGGGCCCCCCUUCUCCUUGAGUAUGCCGAGUUUGAUCCAAUCUAUUCGACUACGGGCAUCAUGCCCCCUAUGGCCCGCUUCGAGAAGCUCUCUGCUGGCCUUCAGCGAGAUCCCCAGAGAGCCCCUGGCUCUUGGACCGGCCUGCCUCGCUUGCUCGGCUACUUUGAAGAUCUCGAAAAUUCUCGGCUGGGCUUAGUCUAUCUCUUCCCGCCUUCCUUCAACACGUUGGCUUCCAACCGUGUGAGCCAAAACCCUCAGUACAGUCUGCCUACUCUGAGUGACCUCCUUGCUCGUGGCGACUCGGAACCUCCGUUAGAGGCAAAGUUCCGCUUUGCAUAUAACCUCGCAAAUACGGUGUUUGAUAUGCACGCUAGAGGCAUCACCCACGGUAAUAUCUCCGAUGCCAACAUCUUGUUUAGCAAAAGCACAGCGCCAGGGAAUAGCGACGGCACAGGACAUGUUGAUAUUCGCCGACCUGUGUUGUCGUCUUUCGACGUCUUCACUGAAGAAUCUUCAAUUACGAAUUCGAUAUGGCAGCACCCCCUCGAUCCUCGAGCCGCGCAGACGUCACCUCUCCCAAAGUCCACUGAUGAGAGAGUGUUGGAAGUAUAUUCCCUAGCAAUGGUACUCCUAUCUAUUGGACUGUGGACAAAGUUGGAGACUCUUGCACCAAACGCAGCGCCCACAACUGUUCCAGAAUCUGCCUUGGAUACACUGGCUAUUAGAUGCGGUACAUUGUACAUGAAAGCUGUCCAAGCCUGUUGGAAAGCUGUCGACGAUGAGCUUUCAGGCGAGGUCAAGGGUGAAUCUCUGCUUUCUGGCGUGCAGAUGCGCGUUACGCGGUUCUUGGAGGCCUGUUGCAUCUUGGAUGGUGUCAGUGGAUUCGAGGAAAGGCUGGGCCAUGAGCCAUCCCUUAUGGAAGCUGCGCCAUUGCCCACAAUAGGGCCUUCGAAAGACUCCAAAGGUUCCAAAGACAAAAAGGGAAUGCCAGUCCCUGCGGCGCCUACUAAGAAACCUCCUCCGCCACCAGUGCCAACAUACACCCAAAACAAAGGCAUUGAGGCCCAUGAGCCCGAAAUCAAAGAAAGCAAACCGGAAGCAAAGGUCCGAUUAUAUCCUCAUGUACCACUACCACCGGACGUUGUGGACAAAUGGAAUUCCAUCCUCAUGCCUCAGAUCAACAUUGCUCUAAAGUCAUUCUAUCGCAAGCACCCCGAGUCAGUAGAAAUAUCUCUCGAGUCUGUGGGGCCUAGCCCUCACCAGACUAGGCCUACUGUAUUGGUGGUCUGCGCAUCUGUUGGCAAAGUCCGUGCCAUCUUGAAGAAGAAGCUGGGUGAGCUGUUUGACGAUUCCACUGGCUUUGGUCUUAAAGUAUGCCGUGGGAGCGUCAUCAGAUCGCGACGACAAGGAUCAAUCAUGAGGUCCAUGGCGCGAGGAAGUAGAUCUAGCGGACAUCAAUCGGGCCACGAUAGCGAUGACGAACAUGUCGAGGCUGUCAAUCCUGAAUACCAGGAAAAGCCCAAUAAUGGCGCAAGCAUUGGGGCCUGGAUUGGAGACCGACACUUGCCUCCGGUGAGCUUUGGCGGUCUUGUCAUUGUUGACGAAAAGACGUAUGGCAUGACUGUGCACCACAUGCUCGACGACCCGGAACGCGAUUUUGCAUUUCCCGAUACCACGCGUAGCAGCGCUGUUCCAGGACGCGAGUGGCAGCCUGAGUCGACGUUUGGUAGCUUCGAUGGCGAUGAUUACUCUUAUGAGCUGUCCGACACAGAAUCAGAGCCUUAUUCCGAAACAGACCUCACUAGCGACUACGACGAUGAGGAGGAGGACGAAGACGAAGAGUAUAGUGAACCUGGUGAUAUUCCAGGCAUAGAGCCCGGGUGUGGUGAUGGCUACAUCGUCACCCAGCCUGCCCUAGAUGACGUGGAAGAAGGCUUCUAUCCUUAUGCUGAGACUGAAGAUGAAGACCAUCUCGAUACUUUCAGUCUUGGAGAAGUGUAUGCUUCUAGUGGUAUUCGUCGUAAGGAAGCCAAUGGCUUGAUUCAUGAAGUUGAUUGGGCCCUUUUCGAAUUCUCAGACGGGCGUUUGCCUGAGGACAAUUCGAUCCCCAAGAUAUCGGAUGAUGGAAACCAAAGGUCCCGCUUGCUCGGAAAGAAAGCCCAGAGCAAUCAGCCGAUGCUUCGGCCAACCACGGUGGCGCCGUGGUCAGCUCUUCCCGGCCUGGAGGUACAAUGCGUUGCACGAACCAGUGGCUCACAGACUGGGCAAAUCCUACCAGCCUUGACAAGCGUCAAAAUUUAUGGACGUCAGUCUCCGAGUCACACAUAUCAAAUCGCCAGCGUUUUAUCUGCUGCCACAGGACAAGACACGAAGCCUUCCUAUCCUCUUGGAAUACCAGGAGACAGUGGUGCCUGGAUUGUCGAUCGGCAGCACGGGCAGCUCUGCGGGCAUGUGUUGGCCUGGAGUCAACGCAAGCGCGUGGCUUACAUUUGCCCCAUGGACGUCUUGCUCCUCGACAUUGCGCAAACUCUGGAAGCAUCCGAGGUGCGACUGCCAGGC